AUGAAUUUUCUCCACAGUGCUCUGCCAAAAGGCAUCGCUCCCCAAGUCCACGAGAUUGGUGGACCGGCAAUAGGCAUAUCUCCCCAAUACCACGGUAACCUGGGCUCUAUUCCCGAACAGCAUCCUACGGGCGAAGGGGCCAACUAUAACGGAAGCUCGAUCCCAUAUGAGUUCAAGGUGCCGAAACGCCGCAAAGAUGGCGACAAGCCUAAAAAACGGAUUUGGGAGACGUCGUUUGAGGAACGGUUUCUCCACCAAGGCUUACGUCUCUUCAAACACAAUGACAAUGACCACGACCAGGACAAGGACCACCAAUUUCGCCCCUCGCCCGUGUUCUACAAAACGGGCGAGAAAUUCACCGUCAGCUUUCGCGGUCUGCAGCGGCUGAAUCUCCACGCAAUGCAGAGAAAACUAGUGGUUCUUGUGGGAACCCUUGCCAAUCCAAAAUCUGCCGGGCUCCCAGCCCAGCUAGACAAGCUCGAAAGAGCCAUGGCAACGUACGUAUCGGCCCUCCGCGACUGGGAUUACAUGAUGCAGCCAAGGCACGUUGAUCGAUGGGAGGACCCCUGCUUGAUCACCUCGGACCGAGUGCUCGAUCUAUCUUUGAUGAUCGAGGCUGGGCUCGUCCAGGUCAAAGAAUCCAGAGGGGCCAGCGGACCCAAGGACUACGACGAUCCCAUCUUGCCGGGCGACUCCAAGACCUUUGUCGUCAAACAGCAGGAUCUUCAGCUCUUCUUCAAGAGGUUUGUCGCCGCCAUCUUCGGCGGCAUUGCGCUCCUGGGCCCGGUCAUCCUCAUGGUCCUCAAACAAGACAUGCUCACUACCCUUUUGACCGCGUCCGUGUCGGUCAUUCUGUUCGCCUUCGCCUUGGUUUGUUUCUCCGAAGAGUCGGUCGGAUCCCUGAUCGGUCUGGUUGCUGCUUAUACUGCUGUUUUGGUUGUUUUUAUUGGAACCAGUACGCCCGGAGUCAGUUGA
Messenger RNA from Capronia epimyces CBS 606.96, 975 nucleotides. RefSeq lists its product as uncharacterized. The transcript has 2 exons. The coding region runs from base 1 to 975 and encodes 324 amino acids. The record is from RefSeq and is a predicted model, not a curated record. Lineage: Eukaryota; Fungi; Ascomycota; Eurotiomycetes; Chaetothyriales; Herpotrichiellaceae.